Fomitopsis serialis is the source of this 1550-nucleotide messenger RNA. RefSeq lists its product as uncharacterized. Lineage: Eukaryota; Fungi; Basidiomycota; Agaricomycetes; Polyporales; Fomitopsidaceae. The transcript has 4 exons. Bases 456 to 1385 code for a protein of 309 amino acids. The record is from RefSeq and is a predicted model, not a curated record.
UCAAAGAUCAGACUGAUAUGAAGAUGCAAUAUCGAUUACCACCAUGUUGAAAGGGAGAGGGCCAUUGACACGACAAGUGAUGAUAGUACGGCAGUGUAGAUUGAGCGGAACCUUGGCUGCAUGGAAAAGAAAGCCACCGCGCCACACAGGCUCUACCGCGAUCUUCGGGAAGGAGGCUGACGAUGUCGAGGGCGGAAUCUUUGGACGUGUGCGGUGUUGCUCGGCCAAGAGAUGGAUAGGUGGCGGGGAGAGACACUGGCGGGGAUUGGGCGGGCGUAACAUCGCUGGCCAAUGGGAGGGCUCGGUUGGGCGGCUCGCCGCAAUUGCGCGAUGGAGGAUGGAACGGUACAAGAAUAGUGGCCCCGCCACCGCCAUGCCCCCCGCGAUCCCCGCCUAUCCCGCUCGUUUCUCAUACCCUAUCCCCUCUCGCUCUCCCCCAGCGAAGGCCCGUGGUCAUGUCUGCACACAGCUCGGAGGCUGACUCGAAGAAGCGCGACGACGUCCCGCCUGGCCCCCACUACGCCGAGAACAAGGUGGAGGAGCUUCCGCGCCCCGCCUCAGAUAAUAUGAUGCGCCAGACAGCACGCCUCUGGGUAUCGCCCUCUGUCCUCUUCACAAGAGAGCACUUCUUUGGCGAUGUUAGCCCCGUCAAGGCCACCAUCCCGCUGGCCGCGUUCUGCUUUAUGACCGGCUUCAUUGACUCGGUCGCGUUCACCGCCGUCUUCGUGUGGGCAGGAUUCCAGACAGGGAACACGGUCCAGCUCGCCCUCGCCCUCGCCCGACUCUUCUCAAAACCGACGGACCACUCCUUCCACAUCGCCGACCGGCAGGCGCUCUGCUCCCUCAUCACCUUCAACGCCGGCGCGUUCAUCGGUCGCCUCGGCGACCGCAUGGGCCCCCAGUCCCGCGCAUGGCUCAUGCUCGGCACCUUCAUCCAGGCCCUCUUCACCAUGGCCGCCGCCGUGGCCGCCUGGCAGAGCGGCCAGAUCAGUGUCGCGACGGACCGUUUUAACCCCGCCUGGACCAACGCGCUCUCGUUCGUCGCCCUCGGCUUCCUGAGCGCGAGCAUCGGCCUGCAGGGCAUCAUGGGCAAGCGCGUCAACACGCAGUUCACCACCACCGUCGUGCUCACGACGGUGUGGUGCGAGCUCAUGGCGGACCCGAAGCUCUUCAAGUUCAACCGGAUCAUCUCCCGCGACCACAAGGUCAUCGCCAUCUUCGCGCUCUUCUUCGGCGGCUUCGUCGGCCGCGCCCUCAUCGACCAGAUCGGCGCGGCGGGCACCCUCGGCGUCGGCUGCGGCAUCCGCACGAUCAUCGCCGUGUGGUGGCUGUUCGUACCCGGGAAGGAGGGCGCGCAGGGGAACAAGAAGCCCGCGACGGCAUGAGUCGAUCGGACGGGAACUAGCAGGGAGCGGACGUCGGUGGGUGUCGGCGUCGGACGGGUGCGGUGGGAGGGGUAUUUUGGGACGUUCGGAGUGGGGAGGCGGCGCGGCGGUGGGGCGUCGUCUCGAACGUAGGCGGACGACGCAGGGCGGGGCGACGUGGCGGUU